Messenger RNA from Metarhizium robertsii ARSEF 23, 417 nucleotides. Its product is annotated as Mitochondrial substrate/solute carrier. Gene Ontology annotation, biological process: mitochondrial phosphate ion transmembrane transport. The transcript has 3 exons. Gene Ontology annotation, cellular component: mitochondrial inner membrane. Bases 1 to 417 code for a protein of 138 amino acids. The record is from RefSeq and is a predicted model, not a curated record. NCBI's taxonomy places the organism in Eukaryota, Fungi, Ascomycota, Sordariomycetes, Hypocreales, Clavicipitaceae. Gene Ontology annotation, molecular function: phosphate transmembrane transporter activity.
AUGGCUACCUCUACCGCUACCCUGGCGCAGGUCGCCGCCGAGCAGGAGCCCCAAGGUUCUCCUGAAGCAGUCCCAGAGACCGUCUUCGCCAGCCUGGGGGAUAAGUCGAAGCUGUCGGAUGGUACACAGACCGCUGUUAACUUGGAAUCCGGCCUCAUUGCCGGUUUCGCUGCAGCCAUUGUCUCUCAACCUGCUGAUACUGUGCUUUCCAAGAUUAACAAGACCAAGGGCCUGCCAGGCCAAAGUACCGUCUCCAGACUUAUCAAGAUUGCGGGUGAGCUGGGUGUCCGUGGCUCCUUUGCCGGUCUUCCUACUCGUCUGUUCAUGAUUGGCGGUCUUACUGCCGGUCAAUUUGCCAUUUAUGGCGAUAUCAAGAAAGCCCUCGAUGCUACUGAUAGCGUCGAGAUCUCCAAAUAA